AUGCUGAGUGCAAUGGAAGGCAUCUUCCUUUUUAUUGCCACUAGUGAAGCAGUGUUCGGAGUUUUAGGGAAUGCAUUUAUUGUAUUUGUGAACUGCACAGAGUAUGCUAGGAGCAAGAAGCUUUCUAAGAUUGGCUUCCUUCUCACUGGCUUGGCGACUUCCAGGAUUUUUAUCAUCUGGAUAAUAACUUUUGACACUUAUACAAACUUACUCUCUUUACAUAAACUUACCUAUGGCAAUCUUUAUGAAUACAUGAAUUACCUAUGGGUGACUAUGAAUCACCUGAGUGUCUGGUUUGCUGCCAGUCUCAGCAUCUUCUAUUUCCUGAAAAUAGCAAAUUUUUCCCACUACGUAUUUCUCUGGCUGAAGUGGAGAGGUGAUAGAGUUUUUAUCUUUCUGGUAGGAUUCCUGUUUGUCUCAUUGUUUAUUGCUGUUGCACAAGUUGUGAAGAUGACCAAUGACAUUAAAAUGCAAUACAGAAACAUCUCCUGGCAGGUUCACCUAGAGGCCAAGGAGAUGCUUAUUAAUCACGUCUUUUUUCAAUUCGGAAUGCUUUUCCUCUUUAUGAUAGCUGUUACUGCAUGUCUCCUGUUAAUCAUUUCUCUUUGGAGACACAACAAGCAGAUGCAAUUGAAUGUCUCAGGAUGCCGAGACCUCAACACAGAAGCUCAUGUGAAAGCUAUUAAAGUUUUAAUUUCUUUUAUCAUCCUCUUUAUCCUGUAUUUUGCAGGUUUGGUCAUAGAAAUAUUGUGUUUCUUUUGGCAAGAAGGAAAACUGCUAUUCAUUCUAGGUGUCAUAAUUAUGCUCAUGUACCCGUGUUGUCACUCAUUUAUUCUAAUUCUAGCUAACCACCAGCUGAAGAAAGUCUCUUUGGAGUUACUGAAGCAGUUAAAGUGCUGUGGCCACAGAGAUCUCAGAGGCAUGUAA
Messenger RNA from Onychomys torridus (southern grasshopper mouse), 927 nucleotides. Its product is annotated as taste receptor type 2 member 104-like. The record is from RefSeq and is a predicted model, not a curated record. The coding region runs from base 1 to 927 and encodes 308 amino acids. Lineage: Eukaryota; Metazoa; Chordata; Mammalia; Rodentia; Cricetidae. Gene Ontology annotation, biological process: sensory perception of taste; G protein-coupled receptor signaling pathway; detection of chemical stimulus involved in sensory perception of bitter taste. Gene Ontology annotation, molecular function: G protein-coupled receptor activity. Gene Ontology annotation, cellular component: membrane. The transcript has a single exon.